Scomber japonicus (chub mackerel) is the source of this 741-nucleotide messenger RNA. RefSeq names its product centromere protein V (gene cenpv). NCBI's taxonomy places the organism in Eukaryota, Metazoa, Chordata, Actinopteri, Scombriformes, Scombridae. The record is from RefSeq and is a predicted model, not a curated record. Bases 174 to 614 code for a protein of 146 amino acids. Gene Ontology annotation, molecular function: carbon-sulfur lyase activity. The transcript is spliced from 5 exons.
AGGCGUUUAAUGUAAAUGUGACUCUUAUCACUGAUGGACUCUGAUCAGGGUCAUUGUGUUUUCUUUGCAAGGGUAAGUUGAACUGUUUUGGGUGUGACGUCUAGUUCCACGUCAACACUUUCCACAACAAACACGUUCCACUAGUUUCAGCAGAACUUUCUGAAAGAGUUGGAAUGGAUCUUGUGAAACAUACCGGUGGCUGCCACUGUGGGGCUGUUAGGUUUGAAGUCUGGAGUUGCCCAGACCUCCAUGUUUUUGAUUGCAACUGCAGCAUUUGCACAAAGAAACAGAACCAUCAUUUCAUCGUCCCAAAGCAAAACUUCACACUCCUGCAGGGGUCAGAUAAUCUUACCACAUACACGUUUAACAGUCACGUUGCGAAACACAUCUUCUGUAAAACCUGUGGGGUUCAAAGUUUCUACAGUCCACGCUCUAACCCUGAUGGCUUUGGUGUUGCUCCACACUGUUUGGAUUCAGGUACUGUGCGAAGUGUCACAGUGGAGAAGUUUUGUGGGGAUAAGUGGGAGGAAAGCAUGCAAGCUCACCAGACCAUCAGAGACAUGUCUAAACCUGCAACAGAGGCACAGCUGACAGAAACAAAACAACACCACUGAUACCAGAAUCAAACUUUUAUUUCAAUCAGUAGUAUAUCAGAAAUACUGUACAAUAUUUUCAACAAUCUUUGCAAUAAAAUUAAGAGAAGAAAACUAUAACCCUUGGAGACAUUCAAAUUCUUAGUGU